AUGGAACAAACUACGGCUGAAACAAAUUCACAAACUGACGUCAUUACCACUGCUCUACUCACGACUAAAGAUAGUACAACUAAGCUAAUCACAACUAUAGAAGAAACUACUGCUGAAACAAGUACACAAACUGACGUCACUACCACUGCUGAAUACACGACUGAAGAUAGUACAACUAAGCUAAUCACAACUAUAGAAGAAACUACUGCUGAAACAAGUACACAAACUGACGUCACUACCAUUGCUGAAUACACGACUGAAGACAGUACAACUGAAUCAAUCACGACCAUAGAAGAAACUACUGCUGAAACAAGUACACAAAUUGACGUCAUUACCACUGCUGUACCCACAACUGACGAUAGUACAACUGAGCCAAUCACGACCAUAGAAGAAACUACUGCUGAAACAAGUACACAAACUGACGUCUCUACCACUGCUGAAUCCACGACUGAAGAUAUUACAACUGAGCCAAUCACAACUAUGGAAGAAACUACUUCUGAAACAAGUACAGUACCUGACGUCACUACCAUUGCUGAAUACACGACUAAAGAUAGUACAACUAAGCUAAUCACAACUAUGGAAGAAACUACUGCUGAAACAAGUACAGUACCUGACGUCACUACCAUUGCUGAAUACACGACUAAAGAUAGUACAGCUGAGCCAAUCACAACAAUAGAAGAAACUACAGCUGAAACAAGUACAAAAACUGACGAAACUACCACUGCUGAAUACACGACUGAAGAUAUUACAACUGAGCCAAUCACAACUAUGGAAGAAGCUACUUCUGAAACAAGAACACAAACUGACGUCACUACCACUGCUGAAUACACAACUGAAGAUAGUACAACAGAGCAAAUCACAACAAUAGAAAAAACCACUGCUGAAACAAGUACACAAACUGACGUCAAUACCACUGCUGAAUACACAACUGAAGAUAUUACAACUGAGCCAAUCACAACUAUGGAAGAAACUACUGCUGUAACAAGUACACUAACGGAUGUCACUACUACUGCUGAAUACACGACUGAAGAUAGUACAACUGAGCCAAUCACAACUAUGGAAGAAACUACUGCUGAAACAAGUACACAAACUGACGUCACUACAUUGCUGAUACACGACUGA
Saccoglossus kowalevskii is the source of this 1122-nucleotide messenger RNA. Its product is annotated as mucin-22-like. The record is from RefSeq and is a predicted model, not a curated record. NCBI's taxonomy places the organism in Eukaryota, Metazoa, Hemichordata, Enteropneusta, Harrimaniidae.